AUGUACACUGCCAAGAACCCAGAUAGUGUCCUCAAGAAAGCAUUUCCGGAAUCGUUUCAGUUGGAGCUGGAUUAUGCCGAGUUUCUAGACGACUCUUUAGACGAAAGCUACGAUCUUCGACAAGAGCUCGAGGCCAACGAGUCAGAACUUCCCAACACGUACAUCCUGAAACCAAGCAUGAGCGACAAAGGUCAGGGUAUCCGUGUUUUUCAGACCAUUGACCAGUUGCAGGAGAUCUUCAACUCUUUUGAAGAGUCCGAGGAAAACGAGGACGAAAACGCAGUCAUUACGUCGCAGCUUCGGCAUUUCAUCGUUCAACGGUACAUUGCUAAUCCACUUCUGCUUAAAGAAUACGAAAACAGAAAGUUUCACAUCCGCACCUACGUGCUAUGUGUGGGAAAACUAAAGGUGUUUGUCUACCAACGAAUGCUUAUGCUCUUCAGCGAACAUCCUUACCAUAAUGACUAUACUAAUAUCGAAGGUCAUUUAACUAAUACAUGUCUCCAGGGAGAUACCGACAAGUUGGUGGUUGUGGAACUGGCAGCAAGCGUUCUUCCAGAGGCGUCAAAAAUUACAAUUCGUGAGUCUAUAAAUUCGAUUGUGAGCGAGCUAUUCAAAGCUGCUUCCAACGAAAAAAUCAACUUCCAACCAUUACCCAAUUGUUUCGAGAUAUUUGGUGUGGACUUCGUCGUGGAUGACCAGCUAAACGUCAGUUUGCUCGAGGUGAACUCGUAUCCCGACUUCAAGCAGACGGGAGAUGAUCUAAAGGGUCUGGUCGACGAGCUCCUGGACGGAGUUGUACAGAAAGCAGUGUCGCCGUUCUAUGGCAAACAACCGGGAGACGUUGCCAAUUUGGAGAAAGUGUUGGAACUCAACUGA
This is a messenger RNA of Ogataea philodendri, 879 nucleotides long. RefSeq lists its product as uncharacterized. The record is from RefSeq and is a predicted model, not a curated record. Lineage: Eukaryota; Fungi; Ascomycota; Pichiomycetes; Pichiales; Pichiaceae. Gene Ontology annotation, biological process: protein modification process. Gene Ontology annotation, molecular function: ATP binding; metal ion binding. Bases 1 to 879 code for a protein of 292 amino acids. Gene Ontology annotation, cellular component: P-body. The transcript has a single exon.